This is a messenger RNA of Symbiodinium pilosum, 1398 nucleotides long. NCBI's taxonomy places the organism in Eukaryota, Dinophyceae, Suessiales, Symbiodiniaceae. The record is from the annotation of a GenBank genome assembly.
AUGGCGGCCCAUGUGACAGCCGUGUCUUCCAGUCCGAAACAGUGGUUCCAACGCAAGGGUUCCCGUGAGGAGAAGAACCAGCAGCACGUGGAUGAGACCAUGUCACAACUGCGGAGCCUCCGAUAUCAUGGUUACUCGGCCAAGCCUUGGGAGGAUGCUCAGGGCAACAUCGUAUGGCCAUGGAUUAGGAUAAAGCUUGCCGCCGUUGUCUUUUCGCAGACGUUUGAGAUGGCCAUGGGGGCCCUAAUUCUCGGCAACCUUGUGCUCAUUAUGUAUGAAACAGAUGAGGAUGCAAAAUGCUAUCCGGAUUAUGCAGAAGAUUUUGGCCUUUGUCCGUUCCGCAGCGAUCAUGUACUGUGGGUGCAAAUCACAAAUCUUGUGGUUUUGCUGCUCUACUCGCUGGAGUGUAUGGUGCGGAUCUAUGUCGAACGAACUCUCUUCUUUUGCAACAGGUGGAACCAAAUUGACUUUAUCAUUGUAGGCUUUGGCUGGCUAGACUUUGCCCUGGCAGACACACUCAGCAUCAGCCUGUUGAGAAUGUCGAGGUUGAUUCGUGUCGCCAGAGCUGUGCGCUUACUGAUUUCCAUUCCAGAAUUCUACUUGCUCAUCAACGGCCUCUACUCUUCCAUAAAGGCUAUCCUCUUUGGUGCGCUGCUGCUCGUGUCCGUGAUUGUCAUUUGGGCUGUGGUUUCCGUCCAGCUGCUGCAUCCUAUCACUUCGCGACAAUCCUAUCCGAUGUGCCAGAGGUGUCCGACCGGAUUCAGCACUGUCUUUAACGCAGGGCUCACGCUCUUCCAGCAGCUAGUGGCCGGCGACUCCUGGGGCCAAAUCAACAUCCCAUUGGUGGAAACAGCGCCCCUGACUAUGUUCCUCCUGUUUGCCAUGAUGAUGACGAUUUCCCUGGGCCUCAUGAACUUGAUCUUAGCCGUUAUUGUUGAAAGAGCGGCGGAAGCACGGGAAAAUGACCACGAGGAGAAGAUCAAGCAAAAACAGAAUCAGAGGGCCCGGAGCAUGGAGGACUUGGCAAAGCUUUGUGCCAGCAUGGAUAUCGACAGCAACGGGUUGAUCUCCUUGGCGGAGAUGAAAAAAGGUUAUGACGAAGUCGAUGAGUUCGCGAAGCUGAUGCAGGUCAUGGAUAUGAAGAAAGAGGACAUGGAAACAGUGUUUAACGUCAUGGCAGACAGCGUCACGGACGAAGUCUCCUACCUAGACUUCUGCAAGAGCCUGAGUAGUUUCGUCAAGCGCGACCCGAUCAUAAUGCAAUCGCUGGUGAAGUUUUCCGUCAUGGAAGUGCGAAAGAUACUGCGGGAAGAGGUCUUGACUGUCCUGGACGAACACACAGACAUGCUACGCGAGCUGCUACCUCAAAGGCCGCAGCGAGAAGGUUGCAAUGUACCG